Molecule: messenger RNA, 1995 nt
Organism: Solanum dulcamara
Lineage: Eukaryota; Viridiplantae; Streptophyta; Magnoliopsida; Solanales; Solanaceae
Exons: 1
Coding region: 1-1995 (664 amino acids)
Source: RefSeq, a predicted model, not a curated record
AUGAGAGUUGAGAUACAAAAGAAUCGAGAAUUAUCAAACCUAGCUAUAGCCGCCAACACGCCCGUUCCAGGCGAUGGAAGACCUCCAAUUCACUUUCCUUCUCCAAGUUCAAGUACGGAACACGUUCAAAACCCAUCCUUAAACCCCACACAAAAUGCCUUUAUUAUUGACCUCACCACUUCCAACCUCCAUCAUGCUUCUGCUUCCUACCAAGCACCACCUCACCCUCAAAAUACCAAUCCCCAAAGCUUUCCUCCCCCACAAAACACCAACCCUCAAGCCUGUCCUCCACCACAAAACCAAAAUGUUAACAAUCCACAGACCUUUCCCCAUCAUCAAAAUCAGCAUACUAACCGUCAAACAUUCCCCCAAAAUUAUCAAGUCCCUCAAAAUACACCAAAUCCUCCCAUUAUCCCUCCCCUGCCUCAAAAGACAGCUUUCCAAAUUCCAAUCUCAAAUGAGCCCUAUACCAACGGUUCCGAACUUGAUCACUAUGAAGAACAAGAAAGGGAGUGGAGGACCAAAGAUGAAGUAACCAAGCAAAGCAUGAAAGAGGAAAUUAUAAAAGCUAUGAAAGAGUUUCACUAUACCCCGGAUGUGGUUGGUUUGAAUUAUGAAGAUUUGUGUAUCCAUCCAGAUCUGGACCUUCCUGAAGGGUUUAAAGUACCUAAAUUUGAUACUUUUGGUGGAACUGGGAAUCCUUUGGCUCAUUUGAGAGCCUAUUGUGAUCAACUCGUAGGAGUUGGGAAGAAUGAAGCUUUAUUAAUGCGACUCUUUAGCCAAAGCUUAAGCGGAGAGGCCUUGGAAUGGUUUACUUCUCAAGAGAUGAAACAGUGGCCAAAUUGGAAUGCUUUGGCUAAAGAGUUCAUCGAAAGAUUUGCUUACAAUGUGGAGAUCGUUCCCGAUCAUUACUCUUUGGAGAAAAUCAAACAAAAGUCUACUGAAAGCUAUCGAGAGUAUGCCUACCGUUGGAGGAAAGAGGCUUCCCGAGUGAGACCUCCCAUGACUGAAAAGGAGAUUAUUGAAGUCUUUGUACGCAAUCAAGAGCCUGAGUACUAUGAUAGGAUAUUGUUGCUCGUAGGAGCGAAAUUUGCUGAGGUGGUCAAAAUUGGUGAGACCAUCGAAGACGGUCUUAAGACCGGAAGGAUUACUUGUGUGGCUAUCCAAACUAGUUCCUCAGAUUUGUUCAAAAAGAAAAGAGAAGAUGUGUCCUUUAUUUUUCAUACGCCUAAUAGAAGGAUACAAAGAUCAUCCAGUUUUAGCUCCAGAAAAACCUCACCUUCCAAAAUAUAUCCCCCAUCUCCACAAAAUCCCUACCCAAUUUUUUACGUCCAAUCAAGUUAUGAAACCCUGCCUCCUAAUUACCUACCUCCACACUAUCAAAAUGCUCCUCGUGGCUACCAAACUCAACAGCGCCCAAAUUUCCGAACUCCCGCAGCUUUCCGCCAAAAUCGUCCUAGUUACCGGCAUGUACCCCCACCCCCACAAAAUAACUAUAACCUUACCCAACCCAAUUUUGAAAAUAGGCCUGCUAGGAGUUUUACUCCUCUCGUGGAAAGUCGGACUAAGCUGUUCGAAAGGCUAAGAGAUGCAGACAUUAUUCAUCCCAUUGCGCCUAAAUCAGCUGAUACAAGCUCUAGAUUCUUCAGAGCUGACCAAAUAUGUGCAUAUCAUUCGAAUAGUGUAGGGCAUGAUACUGAAACUUGUGUCAAUUUGAGGCACAAAAUUCCGGAUUUGAUUGAUCGCGAGGUCGUCACUCUCCAAACCGCCACUCCCAAUAUUAAUAAUAACCCCCUGCCGAAUCAUGAAGGGGUGAAUGUUAACAUGAUUGAAGUUGGAAAAGAUUGGAAUGCCGAUAGCCUAGACAAAUCUGACAAUCUUAAAAAGCCUCUUCCUCAUGUGUGUCAGUCGUUUUCAGUGCAAGAGCCUGUCAAUAAUGUUGGUCUAGGAGAAGGAGUCAGUGAUGCUAUGAUAAUCGAGACGUCAGGCAUAUGA